Molecule: messenger RNA, 6895 nt
Organism: Solea solea (common sole)
Lineage: Eukaryota; Metazoa; Chordata; Actinopteri; Pleuronectiformes; Soleidae
Gene: tnr
Product: tenascin R (restrictin, janusin)
Exons: 31
Coding region: 386-4531 (1381 amino acids)
Molecular function (GO): protein binding
Source: RefSeq, a predicted model, not a curated record
UUAUUUCCUCCUGCAGCUGUGUGAGGCAGAGUGCGCGGUGGAGAGGAGAGAGCACCUCAGAAUCCUGGGGAAACAGCAGGACUGCAUACGACUUGUGCCGAGCCACUCGGGAAGGGUGAGUCGCUGUCUUCUGCCACGCAGUGAGAGCAAGAGUCGCCAGAAAAGGACAGAGACGGAAAGUGUGAGAGGGAAGAAGAUUAUCCAAGGCCAGUUUAAAAGCUUGCAGCUCUUCACUCAGAGCAGCUGCAAGCUAGAGAAGACUGAAAGGAACGACUGUGUCUCGUCCUCUCAAGGUGAGGUGCAGAGCUAGAGAUUUGCAACGACAGAAGAAAGUACACACAGGAAAAGGUCUGAGUCAAAAAGAGUAGUGGAUUUUCAUCGCAGCAUGCCACUCUCUCAGCAGCAUCACAGGGCCACUGUGCCCACGACUGGCUGGGUCCUGAUUCUGGCUAUUUUCCUUGCUCUACAGGGUGCUGCUUGUGCCGCUCCAUCAGGGGACAACAAGCUGGUUCGUACCACCCGAGUGAGGAGACAGACCCUGGGGGAGGAUCAGUUCGCUUCCUCGACCAACCAGACACUGCGGGACCAACCUGUGGUCUUUAACCACGUCUACAACAUAAACGUACCCUUAGAGUCUCUGUGCUCUGUUGACCUGGACACAUCCAGUCCACCUGAUGGGUCACAUGCUGAGCUGGCCUCCAAACCUCCUGUCGAGGGUCCAGUGGAUCCAACUGGACCUGCAGAAUACACUGAGCAGACUCUGGAUGCUGACAGCCAGGUCACGUUUACUCACCGCAUCAACAUCCCAAAAGCUGCAUGUGGUUGUGCAGUAACAGCGACAAUCCAGCAGCUGGCCACCAGGGUAGAGAUGCUUGAGAGAGAAGUUUCCCUGCUUAGAGCUCAGUGUGGAUCAGGAUGCUGUGGAGAGAGCUCAGCCAUGGGUCGUUUGGAUUUUGUCCCAGGCUGCAGUGGCCACGGCAGCUUUAGCUUUGACCUGUGCGGCUGCAUCUGUGACGAAGGCUGGAGUGGCAAAAACUGCUCUGAGCCCCGCUGUCCAGACGACUGCUCCGGCCAGGGUGUGUGCGUCGAAGGGGAGUGUGUGUGUGACCGUGACUUUGGAGGUGACAACUGCUCAGAGCCGCGGUGCCCUUCAGACUGCUCGGGCCGCGGGUUGUGUAUUGACGGGGAGUGCGUGUGUGAGGAGUCCUUCACUGGAGAAGACUGCAUGGUUGGGAGGUGUCUCAAUGACUGCUCGGACCAGGGGCUGUGCGUCAAUGGGACGUGCCAUUGCCGACCUGGCUAUGUGGGAGAAGACUGCUCGCUGGUGUACUGUGCCAACAACUGCAGCAAGAAAGGAGUGUGCAAGGAAGGCUUCUGUGUCUGCCAGGAUGGCUUUGCUGGAGAUGACUGCAACUCUGUGGCACCUGUCAUGAACUUAAAGGUCCGAGGUGUGACUGAUCGCACUGUUGAUCUGGAGUGGGAGGGGUCAGUAGUGCUGACGGACUUCUUGGUGACCUACACACCAAGCAGCCCCAGAGGUGUGCAACUUGAAAUGAGGAUUCCAGGCAACACCACCACCUGUACUAUCUCUGGCCUAGAGGCGGGCAUGGAAUACAACAUUAACGUGUUUGCUGUCAUAAACAACAGUAUCAGUGUCCCUGACAGCAUUACUGUUUGGACAUAUCUCUCUAAUCCGGAUGGUUUAGUCUUCAAAUCCAUCACAGAGACGUCAGUUGAGGUCCACUGGCAACCAUUCUACUACUCCUUUGAUGGAUGGGAGAUCAGCUUCAUUCCCAAGGACAAUGAUGGCGGGAUGACUGCACAGCUGCCCAGCACCAUCACGUCCUAUGUGCAGACUGGUCUAAGGCCAGGAGAAGAGUAUACCGUUAACUUGGUGGCGCUCCGAGACCAGGGUCGAAGUCAGCCAGUGACCGCUACUGUCACAACAUUGAUUGAUGGCCCCACUCAGCUGAUCGUGCGGGAUGUGUCAGACACCGUGGCAUUUGUGGAGUGGACCCCGCCUAAAGCAAAGAUCGAUCAGGUCGUGUUGCGUUAUGGCCUUGUGGGAGGUGAGGGGCCACGGACCACCUUCCGCCUCCAGCCCACACUCAGCCAAUACACGCUGCAGGUUCUGCGUCCAGGCUCCCGUUACGAGGUCUCUGUCAGAGGUUUAAGGAAAGGAAACGAGAGCGGCUCCAUUUCCACUGAAUUCACUACGGCUUUAUCAUUCUUCUCAGAAAUUGAUGCCCCCAAGAACUUACGGCUUGUGUCCAAGAGCUCUACCACCCUCGAGCUGGAGUGGGAUAACAGUGAAGCGGAGGUGGAGGGUUACCAGGUGGUGUACAGCACUUUGGCUGGAGAUCAGUAUGACAAAGUCAUCGUACCACGAAAUGAGGGAGCCACCACUAAGACCACACUCACAGACCUGCUGCCAGGCACAGAGUAUGGCAUCGGCAUCUCAGCCAUGAAAGGAAGCAAGCAGAGUACACCAGCAACAAUGAACGCCAGGACCAUUCUGGAUGUGCCCAUGGAUUUAACUGUGACAGGCUCGACAGACAACACCAUCACUCUGGUGUGGGGUAUUGUCCAGGGCCCCAUCGACCACUACAAGGUCACCUACACGUCCUCCUCUGGUGUCACUACUGAGCUGACGGUGCCUAAAGAUGUAACCACCACCACUCUCGUGGACCUUGAGCCCGGGACGGAGUACACCAUCACUGUAGCAGCAAGAAGAGGAAGACAGCAGAGCACUGCAGCCACCAUAGAUGCCUUCACAGGAAUCCGACCCGUAACUCACCUCUACUUGUCAGAGGUGACGUCGGACUCGGUGUCGGUGGCGUGGAGCGCCCCAGCGCCGCCUGCUCACUUCUUCAUCCUGAGCUACAGCUCUGCCGAUGGGACAGACACCUCUAAGGUGACUCUGGACGGCGGCAAAACAAGGUCACUAGUCCAAGGGCUGCUGCCGUCCACUCAUUACACCGUCAGUCUAAUCACAAUUCAGGGGGACGUUACCUCUGAGCCUAUUACAGCGUCACUCACUACAGCCAUAGACCCACCAAAAGAGGUGAUGGUGUCAGACGUGAGCGAGGACGCAGUGACUAUUUCCUGGAUCAAACCACUGGCUUCAUUUGAAUACUAUAAGCUGUCUUACCAGUCAGCCAAAGGUCGAGUGGACAGCGUGGUGAUUGACAGUGACGUGACCAACUACACCCUGUCCAGUCUGUUUCCUGCUACAGAAUAUGAGAUCAGUCUCAACGCUGUCAGAGGGAGUCAAGAGAGCAAAGUGGUCAGCACCUUCGUCUUCACAGCGAUGGACAUGCCAGCUGAGUUGACGGCCCUCAACAUCACUCCCCGAGGAGCCCUGCUGAGGUGGAGUCCUCCUAUGUCCAGUGUUGACAACUACGUCAUGACCCUCACACACAAUCAAGUGACAGCUGAUACCGUCCUUGUGGAAGGCAACAAGCAGGAGCACCAGCUGUCUAAUCUUAAGCCGAGCACCACCUACUCUGUCGCCCUGUACGCCACCAAAGGACCCCUCACCAGCGGCACAGUCAUCACCAACCUCCAAACACCCAUGGACACACCCCUGAACCUGACAGCCAGUGAAGUGAAUCACCGCAGCGCUCUUAUCUCCUGGCAACCACCAAUCGCAGAAAUCGACAACUACAUGCUCACAUACAAAUCGACCGAUGGCAACCGAAAAGAGUUGAUCCUGGAUGCAGAGGACACUUGGAUCCGUCUAGAAGGACUGGCUGAGACCACAGAGUACACAGUCAAGCUCCAGGCAGCAAGAGGACUUGACACCAGUGCUGUCGUCUCCACCACCUUCACUACAGGGAGUCGUCUAUUUGCAACACCUCAGAAUUGUGCCCAACACCUGCUGAAUGGAGAGACGCUGAGUGGUGUCUACACAAUUUACAUCAACAGAGACCCCAGCCAGGGAGUGCAGGUGUACUGUGAUAUGACCACUGAUGAAGGAGGGUGGAUCGUGUUCCAGCGUCGUCAGAAUGGCCUGACAGACUUUUCCAGGAAGUGGAGUGACUACCGGGUUGGCUUUGGAAACUUGGAGGAUGAGUUCUGGCUUGGUCUAGACAACAUCCAGAGGAUCGCUGCUCAGGGACGCUACGAGCUGAGGAUUGACAUGAAGGACGGACAAGAGUCGGUAUAUGCCAGUUAUGACAAGUUCUCCAUUGGAGAUGCCAGAAAUCUGUACAAGCUCAGGAUAGGAGAGUACAACGGCACUGCAGGUGACUCUCUGAGCUACCACCAGGGUCGUCCCUUCUCUACAAAAGACAGAGACAACGACAUCGCCGUCACUAACUGUGCCUUGUCUUACAAAGGAGCUUGGUGGUACAAGAACUGCCACCGAGCCAACCUUAAUGGAAAAUACGGUGAAUCCAGACAUAGUCAGGGUAUCAACUGGUACCACUGGAAGGGCCACGAGUUCUCCAUCCCCUUUGUAGAGAUGAAGAUGAGGCCGUUCAACUACCGUAGCAUCAGCAGCAAGAGGAGGCGGUCCGCUCCCGUAUAAACAAACCGCCUCCACCCCUCUCCCCUCCCCCCCCCCCCCUCCCCCCACUGUCUGGAUAAAUGGAGUUCGGACAAUGUUUAGAAACGAGUGUUCAGUGUGGCUCACUGACAGCACAGCAUGUUAACAGUUCUGAGGCUCUGUAUUAAGCCUGCAAAGAAGAAAAUGGUUGUGAUGACAAAAAGAAAAAGCGAAAAAUACUAAUAUUUUAUUAAUAUUCAUUUGUAAAAUAAUACCACACAUUAUUAAAACACCACCAACAAUCAGAAGCUGUGAUAAGCAUGGGUGUGAUAAAAAUGACAGUUACAGCAAAAGGGGAAACAAUGUCCGGAAUCUGUUUAUCUUCACUCCCGUCCAGCUUUAGCUGUCUCUCCCUGCUGGACUUCUACCCGAAUGAUAGAAGACGCUGUAUGUAAUUUAUUGAAUACUUUGAAUGACAAUGGUCUUAUUUGCUGUAACCCACAACCCCCCGUGAUUUGGUCUGUGAUUUGCCUUUCCCAGGGGUGCAAGGAAAGGAAAGGCGUUGAGGAAUGUGCUCAAGCGUGCUAGAGCUGGUGUUAUUUUUAAUCUGUAUGAAAUAACAACACUUUUAAUGAAAAUGAUACUGUAUAUGCCAUUAAAAAACCCUUAACUGUAAGAUAUAUAUAUUUUUAUAACUGAUAUUGUGACAGAAGUCCCAUCUAAUCAAUAUGAUUUGAUGCCUUGGGUUUUCCUUUUUUUUUUCUUUUUUUUUUUUUAGUGCGUAUUAAGUUUAAUCAUACAACACGAUGAGGAAUACUGGCUAUAAAGAGAAAAUAACCAUCAAAAAGCAAAACUGACUCAUCACUCAAAGCACUGCACCAGCAACAGCUUCACUACUGUCUAUUUUAUUUCUUUCCACGCCUGUUUUUACUGAUAAUGAUGAUCAUUUUUUUUAAAGCAGAAUGAACAUCAGUGUUUUGGUUUACGAAGAAAAAACGAGACAGGAUUUGCACUACGAGUAGGAGCACAGUGAACGCUGUUGGUCAUUCAGUUUGGUUCGUUUGCGAAGUUGUUCGGGGGCAUUUCAUACGACUUUCAAACAAAUGACACACACUUAACAUCUAUUUCACCCCUGUUGUCGAUGCUGUGAUUGCUUGCAGAGAUGGUGCUGAUAGAUGUCACGUCUAACCAAAGAGCUGCAUAAUUAAGAGUGAGCCUGCUGUUUGGAAAGAUGCCAGUCAAUUCUGUCACCAAAGUCACUGCAGCAGCUUUUCUUUUUUUUUUUUUUUUUCCCCUCUUCUCUUAAUAGAUUCUCACUCUUGAGAGACUUUUAUGUUAAUCGUGUCCCCGGGCUUUACUAUAGGCAAUGUGAACACUAAGUUCUACGCAAAAAAAGAAAGUCAGGGUGGGCAUUGUGCAGAUUUGAGCCUCUCCCCCUGCUAACUGCAAUGAACUUAACAAAGAAAGCAGAACAGCAGGUGGAGCGCAGCCAAGCCUCUUUCCUUUGUGCCAUCCUUUGCUGUCUAAGCUCCCCAAUGAAACGGCAUAAUCAGCAAACAUGGCAGCGAGUGUAUUCUUUUUAAUAGGGCGGCCAUAAUCUGCAGCGUGCCCACCAACAAUUUUAUUUCAUCCACUCCUCACACUGUUGCACAAAGUGUUGUUUGUUCUGGUUUUUCCUCAAACAAUUCAACUGUUGAGUUUGAACACAAACGGCAAACAACUGGCUACAGUAAUUCUCCUCUAUAGACUAUUGUCCAAUGACACUUCGAUAUCAGUUUCACCAUCGCUACAAGCAACAGUUUGCCAGGUACAGUAUGUGUUCAAUAUUCCAAAUGCUGAUUUCGGGUUUUUUUCCCUUUUUGAUCAGCUGGGAAUUUGAUUCUUGUCUAUUUCAGUUCCAUUAUUAUAGAUUUCAGUCGGUUUCUUUAGUUCAGUCCUUUCAUUGAAGCGAACCAGCAAAUCUGGCGUGUAUCAUGUGACUGUGGAUGUUAUUCAUUCAAUGUUCUUUUUAGAACUUGUUUUAAACGGUAGCAUCUUUCCACUCUUUUAAACGACUACUAAUAUACCCAUGUAGAUAGAGUAGAGGAUACUGUGUUUCCCUCCUUUAUACAUCAAACACUGCUCAUAAAGCUCACUAAAACAUGUCCGUUUAACCUCUGUAUAUUUAGCCAGUUUUGUGUUCACUGGGGGACGAGGCCUACUGCAUGUUGACUGAACAACAAACUUGAACCGGGUGCAAAAUGUGUUUUAAUUUGACAAUGUUCUUUGAUUCUGAACUGGGUUCAAGUUGCCCUUGAAAGGGUUUUGUGAGACAGAAGACGACAUGGAUUAUCAGGUUCCUAUGAAGUUGAUUCGGUCCUCAAAGCCAGAAAAAGAAAAAAAAAAAAAAACUAAAAUAUGAUUUGA